Molecule: messenger RNA, 1566 nt
Organism: Bactrocera neohumeralis
Lineage: Eukaryota; Metazoa; Arthropoda; Insecta; Diptera; Tephritidae
Product: tigger transposable element-derived protein 4-like
Exons: 2
Coding region: 1-1566 (521 amino acids)
Cellular component (GO): nucleus
Molecular function (GO): DNA binding
Source: RefSeq, a predicted model, not a curated record
AUGAGUGCUCUGAAGAGAAAAUGUUUUUCUAUUGAAGAAAAAGCUACAAUUAUACAUCGCUUAGAAGCUGGCGAAUCAAAUGCACUUCUUGCAAAAGAGUUCGGUGUUAGUCAUUCCACAAUAUCUACAAUCAAGAAAAAUAAAAGCAAAAUUGAACCUCUAUUCAAUGAAAAUGUUCUUAAAAUUAAACGUGUGAGAGUUUCGAGUCAAGAUGAUGUAGAUAAAGCAUUAUUGCAGUGGUUUAAAGUGCAGCGUAAUGAGGGUAUACCUAUAAAUGGGCCUAUACUACAAGAAAAAGCAAAUGAAUUUGCCAAGAAGUUUAACAUUUCUGGAUUCGAAUGCUCAACAAGUUGGAUCAGCCGAUUCAAAGUAAGACACAAUAUUGUUGCAGGCAAAGUUGCUGGUGAAUCUCUGUCAGUCCAAAAGAGUGAUGUGAGCGACUGGUUAGCAAAAGUUUGGCCAAAUUUGAAAGCCCAAUUUAGCGAUGAUGAGAUUUUUAACGCUGAUGAAGCGGGAUUAUUUUAUAAGUUGACACCAAAUCAAACUUUAAAAUUUAGAGGAGAAAAAUGUUUAGGCGGAAAGCUGUCGAAAGAAAGACUAACUGUGCUAAUUGCAGCAAACAUGAGUGGUACAAUAAAAAGAAAAUUGCUUGUAAUUGGAAAGUCAAAGCGUCCAAGAUGUUUCAAAAAUGUACGGUCGUUACCUGUCGAUUAUGUUAGUAAUAGCAGAGCCUGGAUGACAUCUGAUAUUUUUACGAAAUGGGUGCGUGAUUGGGAUCGUGAACUCAAGAAAACGAAAAAAAAAAUCCUACUUUUGGUUGAUAAUUGUCCAGCACACCCUAAAAUCGAUGACUUGAGAAGCAUUACUCUAGUUUUUCUACCACCGAAUACUACAUCCAUAUUGCAACCUAUGGAUCAAGGAGUAAUUCGUGCGUUUAAAUCAUAUUUUCGAAAAUUCCUUGUUCUAAAACUAAUCAACGUCCACGAUAACAUUAAAAAUAACAAGGUUGGACAAGUGAAUAUUACAAUACUUGAUUCCAUUCUUAUGAUGUAUGAUGCUUGGAACAAGGUUUCUGAAAUAACGAUUUCCAACUGUUUCAAGCAUGCUGGAUUUUCUAUCGCGAAUAUAGGCGUUACCAGCACCUCAAUAUCAUCUGAUUUUGAUGAUGAAGAUGAUGUUCCGCUCUCAGUUUGGGCAAGUGCUUUUGAAAGUAGCCUACCCAUAUCAACAGAAGAAAUCGAGGAAUUUUCUAGUAUUGACAAUAAUCUUGCAAUAUGUGGAGAACUAACCGAUGAAGAAAUUGUGCAAAAUGUAAUUGUCGACAAGAGUGAUAGUGAUGACAGCGCUGAUGAAAAUGACCAGAUUUCUUCAUCUCCAAGCGUAUCUGAAGCUCUAAAAUCUGCAGAAAUUUUAAAUCAAUUUGUACAUGCUAAUUUCGUUGAUGAAUCUGCAAAAAAUAUGAUGUCUAUUCUUCAUAAUGCUGUACGCGAUUCUUAUUUUCACCAUAACAAGAAAAAACAAUCUACGCUCAAAAUAACGCUAAUGUUAAAAGAGCUGAGGGAUUAG